Messenger RNA from Thamnophis elegans (Western terrestrial garter snake), 2675 nucleotides. RefSeq names its product tetraspanin-15-like. The transcript is spliced from 8 exons. Gene Ontology annotation, cellular component: membrane. Lineage: Eukaryota; Metazoa; Chordata; Lepidosauria; Squamata; Natricidae. The record is from RefSeq and is a predicted model, not a curated record. Bases 654 to 1619 code for a protein of 321 amino acids.
CCAGAGUCCCGAGGCUUUCCCCUCCUUCCGCUGUCAGUGGCCAAAAGGCAUCCCGAGGCUCGGGCCGAAUCACCCCAGGAUGAAGGGUGGUGGCUCAGCGCGGUCCUCACAUGGCCAGAAGAGGAAGGAGCGCGGCGACCCCCGGCCAAAGCCCGAGCAGCCCGUUUGUGUUGCGGCGUGGGCUGGGCAACCAGGGGCGAUUUGCAGCGGCUCAGCGAACCGAUUCCAAGCGCCCCGAGCAGCCCGUCGCAGCCGGGCCGAGGCGCUGGAAUUUCACCCCUGUGCGAGACCCGAGCGGGGUCUCGUGCAGAGCUUGACCCUCCGCAUCCCGAGCGAAGAGCAGGGCCAGGAGCGCUUGCACGGAGGGACGGAGGCUGCCCCAGAGACCGGGAAGCAGGCUCAGCGACCCGCCCGCCGAAAGCGCCCCUGGGGGCUUUCUGCAGGUGGAAAGGGGGGGCGGGUCUGCUCCGCGGCCUGGAGCCAGCCGCCCCUCUCCUUGCCUUGGCUUUCCGAGCGGAAGUGGAGGAAAUCCCCGGAGAAAGAGAAAACGCCGCGCCCAGCGGGCACAGCUGACGCCGCCGCCGCCGCCGCCUCCCCGCGCAGGUGCCUGCCCGGCCUUCCUGGCGGCGUCGUCUCGGCGAUCCUGCGGAGCGAUGGGCGUCUCGGAGCCGGCCUGGCGGAACUCGCUGCCCUACUACUACUGCGUCAAGUUCGCGCUCUCGGCGUCCUCCACCCUCUUCUCGAUGGUCGGCCUUGUCAUCUUCUGCGUGGGCCUUUAUGCUGAAGUGGAAAGGCAGAAGCAUCGGACCCUGGAAGGGCUCUUCCUCGCCCCAGCUGUCAUCCUCAUCCUCCUGGGCCUCACGAUCUUUGCCGUUUCUUUUAUUGGCAUGGUGGGAUCUCUUCGAGACAACCGGACGCUGUUGAAAACCUUCUUCUGGGUCCUCCUGGCCAUCUUCAUCGUUGAGUUGCUGCUAUUAAUGGUGGAAAUUAUAUUCGAGAAGCAGAUGAAUGCCGUGUUCCAUUCCAGCAUUCAGGAUGGAAUUAGACACUAUUAUGACGACUUGGAUUUCAAAAAUAUUUUGGACUAUGUUCAGCAAAAGUUUUCCUGCUGCGGAGGUGAUGAAUUCAGGGAUUGGCAUUUGAAUCCAUACCACUCAUGCAACGGCAGUGGCCCUCUGGCCUGUGGGGUGCCCUAUACCUGCUGCAUCAGGAAGGCACCAGGAGAAGUCAUCAACACUCUGUGUGGAUACCGAACACUAAACCAAGAGCGACUAGAGCUGGUGAACACCAUCCAUGUUCGCGGUUGCAUCCACGCAGUGAGCUUUUGGUUCAAAGACAAUUUUGAAGCCACUCUGGCCAUUGUUUGCUCUUUGCUCCUUCCUCAGGUCUUCGGCUUGGCAAUGGCCUGGCUGCAUUGGCAGAAGCUCAAUGAGAUCCAUUCCCAGAUGGACACUGUGGACUUCAAGCAACUGGACUGGAGUGACUUCAAUUUUGCCAUUCUCGACCUCACAGGGGCCGGCUGGUGCUGGUGCUUGCCUCGAGAAGGUGGCUACAUCCCAGUCUGUGACAAAGAGAAUGAGAGCGAGGUUGAGGCCGCCACCAGCCACAGCAAAAUAUGAAGCCCUUUGGUCGCUUGCGGUGCCUGUUCUGGAGGGCGAGGACUGUUAAGAAAAGAGAUAGGCGGGUGUCAUAUAGCGUGCUUUGCCUUCUGAAAUAUACACAACCACUCAGUAAUUGUUUUUGCAUACUAGGUUGAGUUUAAAAUUCAAAUAGGUUUUUCCAGUUUUGGGACUCUGAACUUUUAAUAUAUAUUUAUUAUUAUUUUUUUAAAAAGUUGAAAUGUAGCAGCUUUUUUAUUUUAUAGUUUUUAGAUUUUAGAACUUUAGUAGAAAAAAAGAAUCCCGGGUAUUUUGUACACCAGAUGGUUAAAAUAUUGCCCCUGCAUUUUCCUACAUAUUACCUAGUAGAUGGUCCAAAUUUUACACUUGCUUCAAACUUAAUUAAUGCUUUAAUUUCCCUAAAAAAGUCUCUUAAUGACUUUAAAGCAGUUUCUUCACUACAAAAACCCAAACAGUCAAGAACCUUGUAGUGCAGACAUUUUCAGUUCUUUCUAUUUUACAGUCUACAGUACUAAUAUCACUAUCAAAAAAUUCUGAUGACCGUGAAAAGCAAAGAUGAUAGGUAAAGAUAUAUAUGGAUUUCCAAAAUAAAAGAAAUCUUAUUUUCUCAUUUAAAAAAUUGCAAAACAUAUACAGAUCUGGCAAUCCCACAUUUUUUGCCCCUUUGAAAAUUAAUGUUUAUGUAACCAAUCAGAUGCAGCUUAGUCAGUGGAUCCACAAUGAACUGGUGUCGGAGGACAAAGCGUGUUGUUACCUUCACUGAAGUUGAGCAGAGUGCCUGAAAAAGAGUUCUGUACUGAUGAAGAAAUGCCCUGUGCAGAUGGCAUUUCCUCGUUUUGAAAAAAGGCCCCUGUUGAACAAGGUGCAGAAGCACUUGUGGAAUCUUGUUCUUUUCUAGUCAUCCUGCUUUUUAAUUUUGCUAUGUAUAUAUAUUCUUUGCUUCUAUUUUUCAUGAUGUUUGUAAGCCCGUAUUUGUAAUCAGGAUACCUUGGGAGUGUAGUGACUGAUUGAUCGAUUGACUGAUCGGUUGAUUGAUUAAAUAAACAAGUGAUUGGA